AUUAGUCAUGAAAUUACGAAAAGACACCUGUCACUGGAAAGCAUGGAAUACUUUUCAUUACCCCAAAAGACAUUAAACACUACACACCUACACUUGAAGACAUAAUUACACCAAAAACCGGAAAUCAAAUGGAUGACGAUGAACCCAACAAAAAAGAGCUCGAGUUGACGGAGGAUGAAAAAGAGGAGAUACGAACAGCCUUCGCCGUUUAUGAUCCCGAAAACACUGGAGAGAUCAAGUACAAGGAGUUUCGUAUGGUCCUGGACUCGCUGGGCGUCUGUCCGACGGAAGCCGACUUCUAUCAGAUGUGCGACGAGUUGGACUCGGAGGGCACCAAGAGAAUCCGACUUCUGAAGCUAUAUCGCCUGUUGGGCCGCCAUUUCAGGGGAACGAAGAACAUGGAGGCCCUGAAAGCCGCCUUCGAGAUAUUCGAUCGGGACGGCGAUAAAAUUAUAAGCAAAGCUGAGCUUCGAAGUGUCAUGGCCAGCAUGGGCGACAAUACGAACGACAAGGAGUUUGACGAAUACUUUGAGGCAAUCGAUGGCGAUGGCGAUGGAAAAAUAACUUGGGAUGAGUACCUCCGUUUGGUCGGCUAACUUUCAAGAUUCAUCUUACAAUUAAACAUUAAACAUUAUACAUUAAACAUUAACCAUUAAAUUAUCAUA
Molecule: messenger RNA, 665 nt
Organism: Drosophila ananassae
Lineage: Eukaryota; Metazoa; Arthropoda; Insecta; Diptera; Drosophilidae
Product: calmodulin-like
Exons: 1
Coding region: 129-596 (155 amino acids)
Molecular function (GO): calcium ion binding
Source: RefSeq, a predicted model, not a curated record